UAAAAUUGCAUCAUAUUUGAAAACACUAAAGUUGUUAUCCUAACACCACUAAAGCAUUAUUUUUCAGUUAUGUAGGUUUAUUUAUUAAAUGAAACAUCUGAAGGCGUAAAGGCGGGAUCAGGAUAGGCCAUUUUCCUGUGCGCAGGUACAAUAGAGGAAGAGUAAAACCUCUGAUCAAUGCUCACAGCCAGCCUUUAGUCUCUUUCACAUGUGCAAAAUAUCUGGGGAAUACAAUGAUUGAUGUUCACCGUUCAGUUUUCCGGAGACCAGCCUAUCUCCAGGGCUCGGAAAUACCCCAAAGACCCUCUGACCCAAUUGGGAUCCAGUCCAUGCAUUUCUCAUUACAGCCUCCCGGAUGGUCUCCUCUGUCUUGGUCAUGUGAUUGCCUGCUGUCUGUGCCCAGCCCUGGCCAGCCCCGAGCAAGAGAGGAGCAUCUUUCUCACUUGGGCGGGUACAGAGGAGAUCUGCACCUGUCGAAUGGACUGUCUGCUGCCAAACAGGGACAAACCUAUUCAGGACAAGUGAGACAACGACUCCUACCACGCCAGACAGGCUGCAGGUGGUAAUGGGUACACUUCGGGACCUCCAAUUUGCCCUCCAACUUAAGAUUGAGGAGCUUCGCCAGAGGGACACACUAAUAGACGAGUUAGAGCUGGAGUUGGACACAAAGGAUGAAUUAAUUCGGAGACUGCAGGAAGAACUGGAUCGCUACAGGGCCACCGUCUCGCUCCCAGGAACCUCUGCAGCCAGUGCAGCUUGCUCAGCUCAAAUUGAGGACAAGCAGAGAACCAAAAGGAAAACAGUCAUUUCUGAGCCCUUCACUCUGGACCCAGUGACUCUAGCCAUGGUUUCACACAGAAGCUGUGACAAAAGCGAGGAGUCUCAGAGGCUGAUUCAGGCAGCGUUUUUGAAAAAUGACUUGUUGAAGAACCUUGACGAAGGAGAAAUCACAGCCAUCAUAGCUUGUAUGUAUCCCACCCCCAUCAAUCAAGGCUGCUAUGUUAUUCAGGAGGGGACCAACGGGGCUCAGGCUUAUGUUUUAGAAGAAGGGAGGCUGGAUGUAAGAAAAGACGGAUUGAAGCUUCUCACAAUUGAGCCAGAAGACAUGUUUGGAGAGCUGGCUCUCCUCUACAACUGCACCCACACCUACUCUGUCUCAGCACAAACGGACAGCAAGCUGUGGGUUAUUGACCGCAAGAGCUAUCAAACCAUACUUAUGCAGAGUGGUCUCAACAGCCUUUCUCAUUCAGUGGAGCUGCUUAGCAGCGUUCCCUUUCUGCAGUCGUUGCCAGAGGAUGUCAUCAUGAAAAUGUCCGAUCUCAUGGAGGAGACACACUACUCUGAAGGUGACUACAUCAUUCGACAAGGGGCCACAGGAGACACCUUUUAUAUCAUUAGCAAAGGCCAGGUAAAAGUGACAGAAAAGAAGGCAGGCCUUGAAGAGCAGAUAGUCCUCUCUAAGCUCUCUGAGAGACAAUGGUUUGGAGAAAAAGCUCUGUGGGGAGAAGAUGUUCGGGCUGCGAAUGUAAUUGCGGCCGGUGACGUCACAUGCUUGGUCAUAGACAGAGAGACCUUCAAAGACAUCAUUGGUGGGUUGGUAUUUGACUGCAGUCAGGAGCUGCAGCAAUGCCAUGAAUCCAAAAGCGAGUCAGACAAGGAUCCUGACCUCCACUCAUCUUCCACCUUAAGUGAUUUCCAAAUUAUCUGCACUCUAGCAGUUGGGGAGUUUGGUCACGUAGACCUGGUGCAGUUUAAGAGCAACAUAAAGUGUUUUUUUGCCAUGAGGGUCCUUAAGAAGAAGCUGAUCCUCAACAACGGUCAACGAGAGCACAUCCUAAGAGAAGGGCGUAUCCUAAUGGAGAUUCAUUGCACUUUCAUAGUCAGGCUACAUAAAACCUUUAGAGAUCCUGACUGCCUGUACAUUUUGACAGAAGCUUGUCUUGGUGGUGAUUUAAAUAGUCUGCUCAAAGAUAAAGGAUAUUUGGACGAAUGCAGCACCAGGUUCUACACAGCUUGUGUUGUCGAGGCCUUGAGCUUUCUCCACUGUCGAGGUGUCAUCUAUAGGGACGUCAAGCCUGAAAAUGUGGUCCUGGAUGAGCGUGGUUAUGCCAAACUGAUUGGCUCCAGAUGUCUAAAGAGGGUUGAGAUGGGUAAGAAAACCUGGACAUUCUGCGGUACACUGGGCUAUAUGGCCCCUGAAAUCAUCUUAAACAAAGGCCACAGUGUAUCUGCAGACUUCUGGUCACUGGGCAUUUUUGUGUUCGAACUUCUGAGUGAUGGGCUCCCAUUCAGCGGCUCUGAUCCAAUAAAGAUUCUCUCUGCAACCAUUCGUGGCAUUGAUCACAUCGACUUCCCAAAAACCAUCAGCAAAAGUGCCUCCAGUCUCAUAAAGAAGCUGUGCAGGAGCAAUCCCUCGGAGAGACUGGGCAGUCAGAGAAAUGGGGUCAAGGACAUUCAGAAGCACAAAUGGUUUGAAGGAUUCAACUGGGACGGACUUUGUAAAGGCACAUUAAACCCUCCAGUUAUUCCCAAAGUAAAGCAUCCUUCGGACAGCGGUACAAGUGCUCAUUACACCCGGGGCCCAGUGGAGCUGUGCACAAACUGGGAGGAUUUCUGAAGGAUCAGCUGGGAAAUUUAAAACAAAAAGCAACAACCUGUCAGACAAUUCACAAUCACUUUCAGGGUUAGUCCUCAUUAAACUGCCCUCAGUCUUACUGCCAUCAAGAAUUAAUUAUAUUUUCAGACAAAAAAUAUUUUCCACAGUAUCAGUAACUGCAGAUAUUGUUUGAUAAAUGAACCAUGCUGCCUACUGUGAUGAGCUCAGACUGUUUUUUUGAUGUAAAAUGUCUUUAGAUUUAUAUACUUAAGAGUUAGGUGAUGUCUCGGCUGUUGAAUGUAACUCAAUAAAACAAAUAGGCUGCACCACAGGGUGUCUUCUUUCCUCUGAAAUC
Molecule: messenger RNA, 2951 nt
Organism: Morone saxatilis (striped sea-bass)
Lineage: Eukaryota; Metazoa; Chordata; Actinopteri; Moronidae
Gene: prkg1l
Product: protein kinase cGMP-dependent 1, like
Exons: 20
Coding region: 566-2617 (683 amino acids)
Biological process (GO): protein phosphorylation
Molecular function (GO): cGMP-dependent protein kinase activity; ATP binding
Source: RefSeq, a predicted model, not a curated record